Molecule: messenger RNA, 2675 nt
Organism: Capra hircus (goat)
Lineage: Eukaryota; Metazoa; Chordata; Mammalia; Artiodactyla; Bovidae
Gene: CRACR2B
Product: calcium release activated channel regulator 2B
Exons: 9
Coding region: 902-2398 (498 amino acids)
Molecular function (GO): calcium ion binding
Source: RefSeq, a predicted model, not a curated record
CCCCGCCUGCAUUGGCCGAGUACCUCCACACCCGCCCCGCCAAGUCGCCACAGGGUGCACGGAUCCCUGCGUAUCACGGCCAGGGACUCCGGUACCCCUCGGGGCGCGCAGUGGCAAGGGCAGGGCAGACUGGGGCCCCAGGGCGUGGGGUUUCAGGAGUCCUCCCCACCCUCCGCUCCGCGGCCGGGACACAGUGCAGCUUCCGGCUGGGACGGCCCUCGGGUUACAGGGAGCCAGGGAGCCGCUGGUGGGGUGGCGCGCCCGCGCUGGGAUCGGGGGCGAGCCCGCGCUGGGGGAGUGGUUUCCGUCCACGUCCCCUCCUCCUGCCCUUUCUCAGACCCGCCCUCUUUAUCGGUCGCCCCCCACCCUCAGGAAUAUGGGUAGGGUCCCAGUCGGGGUGUGAUGCCACACUGGGGGCUGGUUUCGGGAAAUUCGGGGGUCAGGGCUUUGCGGGAACGAGAUGUGGUCUGAUGAACGGGCAGGGCACCCCCUGGGAAGGCCAGUGUGGUGGUGAGCACGGUGCCAGCAGGAAAGGCUGCUAGGCUAGACCCUGGGGUUCCCGACAAGGGCCUUGGAAGGCCUGGAGGCCCGGGCUGGACCCUGCACCUGCCUUCCUUGGGGCCCCAGGUCGGUGGGAGGGGCUGCGAGCGGGGAGGGCGGAGCCAGCCCGCCUGCCAGCUGGCCGGAGGCGGGGCCCAGGGUCCGCGCUGAGAGCAGCCAGGACUGCCUGGUACUCUCAUUGGCCCGGCCUGGUCAGCCCCGUGCCCAGGUCGGCAAUUCCAGGACCUGUUCAAGUCCUCUGCAUCUUACCAUUCCCUCACCCAAGCCCUUGCCCCGUCUCGAGAGCCCCCACCUCAUUUCAGUCACAAGACCUAGAGCAGCCCCCAGCCGGCCUCCCUUAAUGCAGCCUCUCCUGCACCUGCUGGCUUCGAGGGGGACCCGGAGCCUGCCUAGCUCCACCCAGGCCCCAGCCCGCCGGCCCCACUGCCUGAAAUUGGGCCACAUGCCCCCAGCGGCCCCUCUGCCAGGCCCUCUCCCGCUUCCCAUGGGGGCAGGGAGGCUCCUGUGCACCCCACCUCUGGGUGCCCACCGCUCCCGCUUAGCCCUCGGCCGCCUUUGCCUCUCACCCGCUUUGCCUGCCCGUCUCUUCUCCUCGUCUCUUCUCAGCUCUGCUCAGGCCACCCAGGCUGAGCCCACCGCCAUGGCCAGCCCCGGGAAGCCCAGGGCUGGGGAGGCCCAGGAGGAGGAGGGGUGGGAGCAGGGGCGCACCCCGGGGUCCCCGGCCGCAAUGCUGGAGCAGGCCCAGGAGCUCUUCCUGCUGUGUGACAAGGAGGCCAAGGGCUUCAUCACCCGGCACGACCUGCAGGGCCUGCAGAGCGACCUGCCCCUCACGCCCGAGCAGCUGGAGGCUGUGUUUGAAAGCCUGGACCAGGCGAACACUGGCUUCCUCACCGCUCGGGAGUUCUGCCUUGGCCUGGGCAAGUUCGUGGGCGUGGAGGCCACCGUGGGUGCUCUGCCCUCCCGGGCUCCAGAGGAGACCUUCGAGUCGGGCUGGUCGGAUGUGCAAGGCGCCGGGGGCUCAGUGGAGGAGGACGAGGAGCUGCUCUGCUCAGCGCUGGAGCAGCUGGGGGUGGCCCGGGUCCUGGGCGAGCAGCAGGCAAUUCGGGCGCUCUGGACCCGGCUGCAGCGUGAGCGGCCGGAACUGCUGGGCUCCUUCGAGGACGUUCUGAUGCGCGCGUCAGCCUGCCUGGAGGAGGCGGCCAGAGAGCGGGACGGCCUGGAGCACGCUCUGCGGAGGCGGGAGAGCGAGCACCAGCGGGAAGUGCGGUGUCUGUACGAGGAGAUGGAGCAGCAGCUUCGAGAGCAGCGCCAGCGCCUACGGGGUCAGGGCCUCCCCCGGGAGGAGCGGAGAGGCCGCCUGGAACUGGAGCUGCAGAGUCGCGAGCAGGAGCUGGAGCGCGCGGGGCUGCGGCAGCGGGAGCUGGAACAACAGCUGCAGGCCCGGACCUCCGAGCAGCUGGAGGCGCAGGCGCAGAACGCACAGCUGUGGCUGGCCAACGAGGCGCUGCGGACGCAACUGGAGGGCGCGCAGGAGCAGCUCCGCAGACUGGAGGGCGACGCGCAGGGCCGCCGCGAGCAAGCCCAACGAGACGUGGUCGCGGUCUCGAGGAACAUGCAGAAAGAGAAGCUCAGCCUCCUGCGGCAACUGGAGCUCCUCAGGGAGCUGAACACGCGGCUCCGAGACGAGAGGGACGUCUGUGAGGCCCAGCGGCUGGGCAGCGGCCGCAGGAAGGCUCUGAGCUCCGCUCCCCUGCUGGGCGCCCCCUGCUGCUGCUGUUGCAGUAGCUGGGCUCGCCCCCCCAGACGCGGCUCCGGCCACCUGCCCAGUGCCCGCUGACUAGCCCGAGCCUCACUAGCCCAGUAACUCACUGGGCCUCACCUGGCUGCUCAGAGAAGCCGCCCCUUGAAGGCGACUCGGCGUCGCUGGGGGCUGCCUAUCCAGGAUGUGGGCUCUCCCCAGUGAGCUGCCCGGCCUGCCUGACUUGCAGACAUGAAGGAACUAACCUGGGGGGUCAGGGACUCAUGUCUCUCGCUGCGGUCCUCAUUCUAUCCCCAGCGCAUGGAAACUAUCAGAAAACCCCUUCCUCUGAAUAAAGUUCACUGACUUCAUCCUC